This is a messenger RNA of Aedes aegypti (yellow fever mosquito), 1617 nucleotides long. RefSeq lists its product as uncharacterized. Lineage: Eukaryota; Metazoa; Arthropoda; Insecta; Diptera; Culicidae. The transcript is spliced from 4 exons. The coding region runs from base 958 to 1407 and encodes 149 amino acids. The record is from RefSeq and is a predicted model, not a curated record.
CCAACAUAAAUAAAGGAGUUGAAGUCGUGAAAGUUUGUUACGUUUGAAAUAUGUUUGGUUGAUUUAGUGUACAUUUGAAACAAAAUUAGCAUUAAGCCAAUUAUUGUAACCAUGCCAAUGGAAGAAAAAGUAUCGCUCCGCACGCCACAUCUUGAAAACCCCUGCAAAAGUUGUUUAAUCAGAAAAGCCGACCGCCCUGACAGAGAUCAUCAGCCAACACUGUUAGCUGCAAUCAGUAACACGCAUUCUCCACUACUUUGCUGGUAUUGCACGAAAUAAACUCACACCGGGAGAUACGGAAGAGCAUCAGCAAAAUACCAUAGUGUCAAUGACGGUGACGCUGGUAGCAGAAAGCCGCCGCGAGAGCAAAGGGCAAAGAUCAGAGAAAAAUCUCAGCGCGACGCACGCACAUCUCCAUCGGUAUGUGGCAAGGCAAACGAGAAUAGAAAACCGACGCUACUCUUUCUCUCCCUUCUCUUCUUCACCAACACCAUCGCAAGCAGCAAAAUGAUGGGUAUGUGGACGAGUACAGUCGAUGAUGAAAAUCAGAGUACCGUAGUACAGUGAGCAAUCCACGUCGCACGGAAAAUCUGCAUCGAAGAAAGAACAAAUUAGUUCCGACAAGCCUAGUGAAAGUGCGCAGUGGAUGUGUGGCAAAAAGUAAAACUUUCAACCCGCACGUAGCCCAAGGAUUUUGCCGGGGCGUGUAAUCCGUAACUAUAAAGUGCUGUUAAGCUAGGAGUGUGAAAAUUAGCCGCGCUCAAAAAGGCAACCAUAUUGGAUCAAGAACCAUUAGUGACAAAAGGCGAAUAGAGUGCGGUGGUGACGCCAUCCAUCCGCCAUCUUUGAAGAUCCUUGAAGAACCUUCCACGUGGACAGAAUCGACGAGUAAAUUCCAUUCCAUCCCGUGACAAGACCUCUUAAAAGCAGUUACGACGUCCAGGACGAAUCCAUCGGAUGCAACCCAGGCAGGGACCGCAACCACUACCGGAUUUCUCUCGCCAAAGUUCAUGCCAUUCGCGGAAAGCAUACACGUCGCUAGAGCGAAACGAACGACGGUCGUUUGAUUCAGCCAGCCUAGAAGUCGAUCACUUCGCAGAGAACCUCCACGUCCAUCCUUCGGUUCAAAAACAAAGCCUUCCCUCGGAAGGCUUUGUUUCUCUAUUUACAGCUAAUCCACACACGGAUAGUGGCAUCGGACUUGUUCGAACCAGGUGCGACCGCGAGGUGGCUGCGAACUAUCGGUCGGGAGUUGAGUCAAGCCCGGAGAGGGCCGAACCACUGGUCCACCGAAAGACGCCUUCGACAGCCGCAGUAUACGACACUGAGUUGCAACCGCAAGUCUUGGUCAGACGUCGUGAAGGCAUAGUACACCAGCGAGCGAGCCACGGCUGCACUGCAGGGUAGUGUGGAAUCAUGUGCGGAAGGGUGACAUCCAUGAUGAUGGCGGCGGCCAGAACAGCGAUUACGGUAGGGGCGCCCCAAUAGUGAGUACAAGAUGGAAAAUUAGCACGUAAGUAGAAAUUCAAAAGAGAAAAGGAAGGCAGGCAAGCUAGAGUAGGAUGAGGCUUAGAAGGAGAUAAGAAAAUGUCCUUUGAAUAAAAUAUGUACACUUUA